UUUGCCUUCUUUUCCAUCAAACAAGUUUAGUGAGCUCGCGAGCUGCAGUUCGUUUUAUCUGACGGUGGUCGCGGUGGUGCAUUUGGGGACCCAUCAGCGGCGUAUGACAAUGGCAACAUCUGCUCUAACGCCGGCGCUAGAACGGAGGGUGUUUGUGGUGGGAGUCGGCAUGACCAAGUUUGAAAAGCCGGGGUCCCGUGAAGGUUUUGAUUAUCCUAACAUGGCUAAAGAAGCAGGUCAGAAGGCACUUGCUGAUGCAGGUAUUCCUUAUUCAGCUGUGGAGCAGGCUUAUGUGGGCUAUGUUUAUGGUGACUCAACCUGUGGUCAGAGGGCAAUUUAUCACAGUUUAGGACUAACGGGCAUUCCCAUUGUGAAUGUGAACAACAACUGUGCUACUGGAUCAUCGGCAUUAUUUAUGGCCAGACAACUAAUCCAGGGAGGUUUGGCAAACUGUGUCUUGGCUCUUGGAUUUGAACAAAUGGAAAGAGGGUCCCUUUCAUCUAAAUUCAACGACAGGGAGAAUCCAGUGACCAAACACCUUGAAGUGAUAGUAAACAAAUAUGGCUUAGCAGCAGCACCAGUUGCCCCACAGAUGUUUGGAAAUAUGGGAAAAGAACACAUGGAGAAAUACGGGACAAAACUAGAACACUUUGCAAAAAUUGCAUGGAAGAAUCAUAGCCAUUCAGUCAACAACCCGAAUUCCCAGUUUCAAAAGGAGUACAGUUUAGAAGAGAUUUUACAGUCACGCAAGGUUUUUGAUUUCUUGACAGUUUUACAGUGUUGUCCAACAUCUGAUGGUGCAGCAGCUGCAAUACUGGCUAGUGAAGAAUUUGUGAGGAAUAAUGGAUUAGAGUCAAAAGCUGUGGAAAUUGUGGCCCAAGAGAUGACUACUGAUUUCCCAAGCUCAUUUGAAGAGAACAGCUGUACUAAAGCAGUUGGCUAUGAUAUGACUAAGGAGGCUGCCAAACGAUGUUUUUCAAAAGCAGGCCUGAAACCUGAAGAUGUGGAUGUGAUUGAACUUCACGAUUGUUUCUCAUCUAAUGAACUAAUCACUUAUGAAGCUCUAGGACUUUGUCCUGAAGGCAAGGCUGGUGAGCUGAUUGACAGAGGAGAUAAUACUUAUGGUGGAAAAUGGGUCAUAAAUCCAAGUGGUGGCUUGAUUUCAAAAGGGCAUCCACUGGGUGCUACAGGUCUAGCUCAGUGUGCUGAACUGUGCUGGCAGCUAAGAGGAGAAGCCGGAAGGAGGCAGGUUCCCAGUGCAAAGGUUGCAUUGCAGCAUAACCUAGGCCUUGGUGGUGCUGCAGUGGUGUCCCUGUACAGGAUGGGCUUUCCUGAAGCUGCAAGAUGUCGGCAAAUCCAAGCUAUUCCUACCAACGCAGCUGCUGAUGGGUUUAAGGCAAGUCUUGUCUUUAAAGAAAUCGAAAAGAAACUUCAAGAGGAAGGAGAACAGUUCGUCAAGAAAAUUGGUGGUGUAUUUGCCUUCAAAGUGAAAGAUGGCCCUGGGGGUAAAGAAGCAACUUGGAUAGUUGAUGUGAAAAAUGGUAAAGGCUGUGUGGAUGUUAACUCAGAUAAGAAAGCAGACUGCACAAUUACAAUGGCUGAUGCUGAUUUGUUAGCUAUGAUGACUGGGAAGAUGAAUCCUCAAACAGCUUUCUUUCAAGGCAAAUUGAAGAUUUCUGGGAACAUGGGCAUGGCUAUGAAGCUACAGAAUCUACAGCUUCAGGCAGGCAAAGCUAAACUUUGAAGCACUUUUAACUUCAGGAUUUGAUGAAGACUUGAAAAAAAUAAGAGCUAGGCUGGAACUAGGUGUGGGAAUUAGCAUGGUACAAGUUUUCUGAAGACAUGUGAUCAACUCUAGCUUUCCUGAAGCCUGUUUUAAUGGCAGUUUUGCAUUGCCUUCCAUAAAUCAGUCUAAACUGUUGCAAAAUUGUUGGGGUAGCCUAUGACUGUUUAUAAUGGUUAAGACCAACAUGAGGUACCUUGAUUUUAGUAUAUCUGGGAUAGUUUAACACAUUCUAAAACAAAUGAUUGAUCAGUGCUGUCAUUUUUUGUGAAACUUUUAGAAGUAAAAAGAGCAUUGAGAAAAAGAUAGUGUAACUUGUUUCUCUAAAAAAGUUUUUCAUGUUUUGAAAGUCUCUUUCACAGUGGCUCAAGAAAAUAUUCUUAACUAUGGCUGAGAUCCGGAGAACCAAUUUAGGCAGCCCAAAGAUUUUAAGCUUCAGGUAUAUUCCCCCACAAUGUCAAAAACUGCUUUUGAAAGAACCCUCAAUUUAAAAAAUGGUUGGCUAUGUUGGCAUGCAGGUGGAAUGCUGGUGAGAGUUUUCUUAGGCACAGGGAACCAGCUGUGCAGUUUUUUGAAUCCCAACCAUUUGCUUUUUAAAAAUCUUUUCAUUAUGAUGACCAUAUUGGAAAUCAAAUCUGUACACUAAUGAAAUUAAAUAACAGAGCAAAGAAAUUGUACUGCUUAUUCCCUGAAAUUAAGUUUAUGAGAGCAAAGAUUAAGACUUUUAAAAAACAAUUUGUUUAUAGUAUGGAAAUCCAUUUAACUCUGUUAAAUUCUUAUCUUGUCUAAUAUGCUUUUUAACUCACUCCAUGUUGGGAGAUAACAUUCACUGAUUGAACGUUUCAUAGUAAAUUAAAUUGAUUAUGAAAGUUUCAUAAUAAAUUAAAUUGAUUCUAUAGUUUCA
Messenger RNA from Sphaerodactylus townsendi, 2687 nucleotides. It is a transcript of the gene SCP2, whose product is annotated as sterol carrier protein 2. NCBI's taxonomy places the organism in Eukaryota, Metazoa, Chordata, Lepidosauria, Squamata, Sphaerodactylidae. The transcript has 16 exons. Gene Ontology annotation, molecular function: acyltransferase activity, transferring groups other than amino-acyl groups. The coding region runs from base 104 to 1744 and encodes 546 amino acids. The record is from RefSeq and is a predicted model, not a curated record.